Molecule: messenger RNA, 984 nt
Organism: Yarrowia lipolytica CLIB122
Lineage: Eukaryota; Fungi; Ascomycota; Dipodascomycetes; Dipodascales
Source: RefSeq, a predicted model, not a curated record
AUGUCACGAAAGGCAGCUUUGGCACGAUGUGUACAAAAAAGCUACGAGUGGGAAACACGCACGGACACGACGUUGAGUGGCGUAUUCGGGUCUGAAGGACAGGAGCUGGACGAGUUUCUCGACACUGUUCCCGACGAGUAUCAUUCAGAGAGGACCCGGCCAUUGCUGCAAAAGCUGACUCGCCAAUGUGAAGCUCUCAAAACGGCUAAGCCGAUGCCGAAAAAGCAUGGCGAUGACUUUGGGUUCUCGGACGAAGAGGAAGAUGAGGGGGGGUCAGCCGAGGCGACGCCCUUGAGGGAAGACGACCCUUUGACCGCUCUCCAGAAACGUUAUGUGGGUCUCGAAAAGGCACUGAGGCAUAUUGAAGGCAUUGACAAGGAAGAUGUUGGUACAUUGUCGUUUCUGUUUGCCGGCAAGGCCGUGGAAGACAGCAUUAACAACAACAUUUCGCUGGAAAAUGCGCUUGAGAAGGAGGCCAAACAACUUAGGAAAAGCAUCCGUGCUGAAAGGAAUCUCAAACAGGAACAUAAAAAACUGACAGAAAUGCUUCAGGCCAAGUUGAGGGAGACGCGUGAAAGAAGUCGCAAAGGCCCCAACUACGAGAAGGAGCUUCUUCAGGCUCAGUUGAAAGAACAGAGUCAGUUGUCAGGAAACGAUAUCUCCAGUGGUCUGAGGUUCAUCAAGGGAACAUUGGCACGUCUCAUUGCCGACUCGUAUCUCAAGAAGAGUACGAAAAUCACGGAGGGCGAGUACGAGGAUCUGGUAGACAUUUACGGAGACAGAAUCAAGAUGCUGAUCGAUGAUCUGUUUUACGCUAAUCUGGUGGCAGAUGAAGAGUCGCUGGCUCCAGACGACGAGAAACGGUACAUUGAGUAUCACAAGGAGGACAUUCCUAUCGUUCAAUUCUUUCUGACGUCGAAUUUUGUGGUUCCGUACCCCAAAGACGGAUUCAAAAUCAAGCUGAAGAUGCAGCUGGAGUUGUAA